AUGGUCGUUCUGGCAGCGUCGAUUUGCACCCGCGGAGGCAAAGCGGUCCUUUCUCGCCAAUUCAGGGAGAUAUCUCGUUCGCGAAUUGAAGCCCUUCUCGCCUCCUUCCCCAAGCUUGCGGACUCUGGAACCCAGCAUACCACCGUCGAGCAAGACAACGUGCGCUUCGUGUACCAGCCAUUGGACGAGCUGUACAUUGUGUUGAUCACCAACCGCCAAUCGAACAUUCUCCAAGAUAUUGACAGUCUCCAUCUGUUUGCGCAAGUGACUACCAGCAUUUGCAAAAGCCUGGACGAGCGGGAGAUUCUUCGCAAUGCCUUUGAGCUCCUCAGCGCGUUUGAUGAAUUGGUGACCCUAGGGUACCGGGAGAAUCUUUCUUUGUCUCAGAUCAAGACCUUCUUGGAAAUGGAGAGUCAUGAGGAGAGAAUUCAGGAGAUUAUUGAGCGGAACAAGGAGCUGGAAGCUAGUGAGGAGCGCAAGCGGAAAGCCAAGCAGCUUGAAAUGCAGCGUAAAGAAGCUGCUCGCUCAGGUCGCUCCGCAGCCCCAAGAGCCCCGUCCUACCCUGUCUACACACCUCCCGCGCGCCCCUCAGUGCCCGACACUUAUGAUUCAUAUGAGGCCGAGAAGAAGAAAUCUUUUGCCAAACCACUUCCCACUCGCGGCAAGGGCAUGCAACUGGGCAAAAAGUCUAAGGCAACUGAUAUCUACGAGAAGGUCCGGGGUGAUAUGGGCCCCGAAAUUGAAGAGGAGAGCCCGUUGGUAGCUCCACAAGUUUCAGCUCCCGUGCAAGAUAUUCCGUCAGCACGCGAGUCUCUCAAUUUCGACCGGGAGCCCAUUCAACUCACAAUUGCUGAGACGAUCUCAGCUACACUUUCUCGGGAGGGAGCUUUGAAGUCGUUCGAGGUUAAGGGUGACCUCCAGCUCCGUAUCACUGAUCCCUCACUCACCAAACUCCGACUCGACUGCCAGGCUGUCCCCACACAUGGCGCACAGUUCCGCACCCACCCCAAUGUCGACAAAGCUCUUUUCACCAAUUCUUCUGCGAUUCAACUGAAGGACACCACCAAGCGCUUCCCUGCCAACAACUCUAUCGGCGUGCUCCGAUGGCGUGUGGCCAGCUCGGCCGACAACGCCGAUAUCCUCCCCAUCACAUUCACUGUUUGGCUCAACAAGGGCUCCGACUCCACCACUGUGACCGUAGAGUAUGAGCUCACCGGUGAAGACAGUCUGCGCGAUGUGGUUGUUACCAUUCCAUACGGCACGGCAGAGCCUGCCGUAUCUAGCUUUGAUGCGGUCUAUGAGGUCUCCGGUGACAGUCUGGACUGGAAUUUGGGCGCUGUUGAUGAGUCGAAUGCCUCUGGUAGCUUUGAGUUUGAGUCUACCGAUGCUGACGAGAACGACUUCUUCCCCAUGAGUGUUCGUUUCUCGAAGACUAAACCUUUCGUGGAUGUCGACGUCACUAGUGUUUCCCUGCUGGAGAUGGACGAAAAUGUUGCUUUCUCAAAGGAUGUCCGAAGUGUUGCGGAAAACUUCCUCAUUGAGUAA
Messenger RNA from Penicillium bovifimosum, 1545 nucleotides. RefSeq names its product coatomer subunit delta. NCBI's taxonomy places the organism in Eukaryota, Fungi, Ascomycota, Eurotiomycetes, Eurotiales, Aspergillaceae. Gene Ontology annotation, cellular component: cytosol; COPI vesicle coat. Gene Ontology annotation, biological process: retrograde vesicle-mediated transport, Golgi to endoplasmic reticulum; endoplasmic reticulum to Golgi vesicle-mediated transport; Golgi localization. The transcript has 4 exons. The record is from RefSeq and is a predicted model, not a curated record. The coding region runs from base 1 to 1545 and encodes 514 amino acids.